AUGAGUCGCAGCCCUGAGAGGAUUUCGUCCUACCGACGCCACUUUGAGGACAGCAGCAGCUCAUCCUCCUACCAGGUUAGGGUGUCCAGCCCAUCCCCGACCCGGAGAGUUAACCGCCACCAGUCAGCCAACUACUCACCCAGUGCCGGAGCCAGCAGAAUGCAGGCCCAGACCAUGGGCAGAAGGACUGUCUCCACCUCACGUAACGCCCGCAUGGCUGGCGGGAAUGUGGGAACAUUGGCAUGUGUGGGCUAUGGCAACGGGGCCCCGGUGGACCUGGACGCAUCUGCUGCCGAGAACAAAGUAUUCCUCAGCACGCGCAGUGGUGAGCGGCAGGAGAUGGUCGUAUUGAACGACAGACUUGCUGUUUACAUUGAGAAGGUUCGGUCCCUGGAGCAGCAGAACAAGUUGUUGGAGAUGGAGAUUGACGGCAUCCAGAACCGGUUCGUGAAGCCGUCGGGCCUGCGCAAACUCUAUGAGGAUCAACUGAGAGAUCUGAAGAGGAUUGCAGAUCAGAUGAGAAUGCAGCGGGACCAAGCCUUAGCUGGCAAAGAGGCCAUGGCAGGUCAACUGGAGAUAACCAAAGUCAAAUACGAGGAGGCAGUUGAGCUGAGGAGGCGGGCCGAGAUGGAGAUCGAAGCAUUCCGUCCGGAUGUGGACAGAGCCACCUCUCAGCGCAUCGCCCUGGAGAAACAGCUCGAGCAGUUGGAGGUGGAGAUUGAAUUCCUUCAGAGGGUGCACAAAGCGGAAAUUGAAGAGCUACUGAAAAUGAUAUAUGCUGCCCACUCCUCAGCCCAGAGUGCUUAUGACCUCCCCGACAUCUCAGGCGCUCUCAAACAAAUCCAAGCUCAGUAUGACGAAAUUGCGGCAAAGAAUUUACAGGAAAUGGAUUCCUGGUAUAAAAGUAAAUUUGAAGACCUGAACAACAAGACGACGAAACAUGUGGAUAUAGUUCGAAGUGUCAGGGAAGAAGUUGCUGGCGCCAAGAAGGAUAUCCUAAACAAAGAGCGUGGCCUGGAAGCUUUGAAGACCAAGAAUGAGGCUCUGGAGGCACAAAUUCGUGAAGCACAGGAAAAGUACAAGAAAGAGCUGGAGGACCUUCAGGCAAGAAUUGAGGCCCUGAAGGAGGAGCUGAAAUCCACCAAGUCUAAAAUCGCUCUGCACCUGCGUGAAUACCAGGACCUUCUGAACAUGAAGAUGGCUCUGGAGAUUGAGAUCACAACUUACAGGAAGCUGAUUGAGGGUGAGGACUUGCGACUCACAACCAUGGUUGGGACCAUGUCCAUAAUGAGUAGCAGCUCAAGCUCCAUGAGCGCUGGGAUGAGUGUGGGCAUGGCUGGAGGCAUUGGACCUGGAGGCAGUGGUGGAGGAAUGGGUGGAGGAAUUGGUGGAGCUGGAAGCUUAGGUGGAAUGGGUGCUGGAGGGAUGAGUGCCGGAGGGAUGGGAGAUGGAGGCAUGGGUGCAGGAGGCAGGGGUGGAGCUGGAAGCAUUGGUGGAGGAAUUGGUGCUGUAGCCAAUGGUGCUAAAGGCAUGGGUGCUGGAGCCAUGGGUCCUGGAGGCAAUGGAGGAGGCAUGGGAAAAGGUGCAGGUGAUUAUGGGUACGGCACCUCCAUGGAGUACUCCCACGAGGAGCAGGCAGUGGAGAUGACGGAGAGGAGGACGGUGCUCAUCAGAACAGUUAAAUCGGAGGAUGAAACACUGGAAAGCGACACAAAGGAGCAAACCUACAUAAUCUCUGGCGCUGCCGACGACUCGGACGAGGAAUAGGCGUAAAUGUCCAUGUGACCUCCUCUCACCCCUUAACCCCUCAUGCCCCUGGAGCUUUGCACUGACGGCUCAUGUCUGGUCUCUGACCUUUGACCAAGACAUGAGACCAUGAAUGACCCUGCAACCUAGUCAAGCAGUACCCUUCAGCUCUUGUGAUGUGCCUUUGAACCACAUAUUCAGAAACUCUGUGUGCCUUACACAGCUACUCAACAAGCAGCAAAUAAAGCUCUUGGCAUUCAA
Molecule: messenger RNA, 2007 nt
Organism: Oncorhynchus masou masou (cherry salmon)
Lineage: Eukaryota; Metazoa; Chordata; Actinopteri; Salmoniformes; Salmonidae
Product: glial fibrillary acidic protein-like
Exons: 11
Coding region: 1-1767 (588 amino acids)
Biological process (GO): intermediate filament organization
Cellular component (GO): intermediate filament; cytoplasm
Molecular function (GO): structural constituent of cytoskeleton
Source: RefSeq, a predicted model, not a curated record